Messenger RNA from Impatiens glandulifera, 1909 nucleotides. RefSeq lists its product as uncharacterized. The record is from RefSeq and is a predicted model, not a curated record. The transcript is spliced from 2 exons. The coding region runs from base 130 to 1782 and encodes 550 amino acids. Gene Ontology annotation, molecular function: protein binding. Lineage: Eukaryota; Viridiplantae; Streptophyta; Magnoliopsida; Ericales; Balsaminaceae.
AAAAGAGAGAGAGAGAAAGGAGAGAAUCCAGCGUUCUGGUUCUGACAUUUCUUCCAUUAGAGAAGAAUAAAGGAUUUCCUUCCUAUUUGUUUCUAGCGGCGACAAUUCUUAAAGAGUGUAUAUUUAGCCAUGGUAGAAGAUAGAAAAUUGCUUCUUGAAGCUCUCUCUGUUGAAGAAUGGCUUUCACGUGUCCAUGAGCUUGUAACGGUUGCCAUUAACAAGGCUGCUGAGGUUAAAGGAUUCCAUGGGAGGUGGAGAAUGAUAAUCUCGCGAUUGGAACAGAUCCCAUCGCGAUUAUCCGAUUUAUCAACACAUCCUUUCUUUUCAAAGAACCCACUUUGCAAAGAGCUUUUGCAGACAGUUUUCAAUUCUCUAAACGAAGCUACUGAAUUGGUUGAUUUGUGUUUAAUGGGUAAGUUCCAAGGAAAGCUGAGGAUGCAGAGCGAUCUUGAUUCUUUAACUGCCAAACUCGAUUUGAAUUUGCAAGAUUGCGAUCUCUUGAUCAGAACUGGAGUUCUCAGCUCUGUUUCUGUAGAACAGGGGUCAGUUAAUUCAACCCAUAUUGAGGAUUUGCUUGCUCGAAUUCAAAUGGGUAAUUUGGAAUCGAAACACAAGGCUCUCGACGGUCUUGUUGAGGUUUUGAAGGAGGAUGAGAAGAAAGUUUUCUGUAUUCUUAAUCGGAAUCAUAUGUCGGCUUUGAUCAAUUUGCUUACUACGAAUUCGACCCGAAUCAGAGAAAAGGCGGUUACUUUCGUGUGCGCGAUUGUCGAAUCGGGCAAUUGCGAAAACUGGCUUAUUUCGGAAGGUGUUAUGCCACCCCUGAUUCGACUUGUCGAAUCAGGAACCUUAAUUGGUAAAGAAAAGGCGACAAUCUCGAUUCAGAGAUUGUCUACGUCGGAAUCAACUGCCCGAUCGAUUGUAGGCCACAAUGGGAUCGGACCGUUGAUUACGAUCUGCCAAGGCGAGGACUCUGUUAUGCAGACGGCUGCUGUUUGUUCUUUGAAGAAUAUAGCGAUGGUUCCCGACGUUCGACAAAUUUUAGCCGAUGAAGGAGUAGUUAAGGUUAUGAUUAAUCUAAUGGAUCGAAAUUCAACUUCGAAAGAAUACGCGGCGGAGUGUUUGCAAAAUUUAACCUCGGGAAACGACGAACUUCGUAGGUUGGUUAUUUCGGAAGAUGGGAUUCACACUUUAUUAGAAUAUAUAGACAAUAAUCCGUUUCCACAAGAACCGGCUGUUGCGGUAUUGAAGAAUUUGGUCAAUUUAGUUCCUAAUCAUGUAUUGAUCUCGGUUGGUCUUGUUGACCGGUUAGCUCGCGUUUUAAGGUUUGGUUCGGUUGGUGCUCAACAAGAGGCAGCAUUAGUCAUUUGUCGGAUUUGUGGUUCGAAUGAGAUGAAGAGAUUAGUGGGUGAAGGCGGUUGCAUAUCGUUGCUUGUUAAGAUGCUUGAGGUGGGUAAACCGAAUGGUGGUUAUAGAGAAGUCGCGGCUCAAGCGAUUGCUAGUUUGAUGACGGUUCGUUAUAAUUGUAAAGAAGUUAAGAAGGAUGAGAAAAGCAUACCGAAUUUGGUACAAUUGUUGGAACCGUCGCCUCAAAAUAUGGCGAAAAAGUAUUCGGUGACGUGUCUUGUUUGUUUAUCGUCGAGCAAGAAAUGCAAGAAGUUGAUGAUAUCGCAUGGGGCAAUCGGGUAUUUGAAAAAACUAUCGGAAAUGGAAAUUCCGGGUGCUAAGAAAUUGCUUGAUAGAUUGGAGAAGGGAAAGAUAAGUAGUUUGUUUAGGAGAAAAUAGAUGGUAAAAAUACAAUUGAAAUUUUCUCAUUUCUUGUAAUAUAUACUUUGUGAAGCCUUUCCAUGACAAUUGUAUAUAUAUAUAUAUAGUAUUUGUAAAAAUCCCUGAAUUUUGUCAUUAAUCUCUA